GAUCUGUCAAAAAAUGAUUUUUCUGGUAGAUUCCAAGAAUACUAGGUGGUCUAGAUAAAUUGAUUAAACUUUCUCUAGCACAUAAUAAUAGAUUAGAUGGACCUAUUCCAUAUUCAUUUGGCAAAAUGUUGGCAUUAGAACUUUUGGAUUUGUGCUAUAACAAUCUUGGUGGUGAAAUACCAAAGUCAUUAGAAGCUCUUAUGUAUCUUAACUACCUGAACAUCUCAUUCAAUAAGCUCAGUGGAGAGAUUCCUAUUGGUGGUCCUUUUGCAAAAGCCACAGGUCAAUCUUUCUUUUCCAAUGAUGCACUCUGUGGUGAUUCUAAGUUUAAUGGGUCACCAUGUGUCAUCCAAUCUCCAAAGAGGAAAAAGGCAAUCUUGAUUCUGUAUAUUAUUUUGGGAGUGGGUCUAUUAUUUCUUGUAUUAGCUCUCGCAUAUGUAUUUAUAAGAUUUCAUAAGAUAAAGAAAGAUACUAGUCAAGAAGAUGUGUCUCUGCUAAAAGGGCAUGAAAGAAUUUCCUAUUAUUAACUUGAACAAGCAACAUAAGGAUUCAAUGAAAGCAACUUGCUUGGUAAUGGGAGUUUCAGCAUGGUCUACAAAGGGAUACUUAAGGAUGGUACUACUUUUGAGAAAAGGUCUUCAAUGUGCAAUUGGAGGGUGUAUUCAAAAGUUUUGACACAGAAUGUGAGAUACUUCAGAACCUUCACCAUAAAAAUCUGACCAAAGUCAUAGCGAGCUGCUCCAACCUUGAUUUCAAGGCCAUAGUGUUGGAAUAUAUGCCCAACGGGACACUUGAUAAAUGGUUAUACUCUCACAACUUGUUCUUAAAUUUAUUGCAGAGAAUAGAUAUAAUGAUAGAUGUUGCAUUUGCAAUGGAUUAUCUCCACAAUGGCUAUUCAACACCUGCAGUGCAUUGUGACUUUGAAGCCAAGAAAUGUCUUGCUAGAUCAAGAAAUGGUUGGCCAUAUCAGUGAUUUUGGCAUUGCAAAGUUGUUAGGUGCAGGGGAGGUUUUUGUUCGAAUAAGGACAAUUGCAACCAUUGGAUAUAUUGCUCCAGAGUAUGGACAAGAUGGAAUAGUAACCACGAGCUGUGAUGUUUAUAGUUUUGGCCUCCUAAUGAUGAAGGCGUCUACCAGAAUGAGAGUAAGUAAUGAUACAUCUACUGGAGAAUUGAGCAUACAACGUUGGGUUAGUGAUUUCUUACCAAGUGGAAUUCAUAAGGUGGUUGAUUCUGAUUUGCUACAUCCAGGGACUGAAAAAAUCGACACAAAGAUGCAAUGUUUGUUAUCUAUGCACUUUAGUGACGCCUGAUGCAAGAAUUAUCAUGAAAGAUGCUCUAUCAACACUUCAAAAGAUUAGGCUCCAGCUUGUCAGUAGUCGCACUAAAGUGGAAUUGGACCGUCUACUUUUACAUGUUAUUUGGUUACCUAUGUCAGUUAUAUUAAGUUUUCAAUUUUGUAUAUGUACUGAAGUUUAAUCACGGUUGCAGGAAUCAACUCAUUUAUUGAUAUAUGUAGUUUUGAUGAUACACGGAAGUCGAAAAUAGAGAUUUAAAAUGGGUGAGAGAUGAGAAUGAAUUAAUGUGAUGCCGCAAAUGUAGAGAUAACCUGAUAGGAACAUCUGUGAAGUAUAUCUGUAUAUGAUUGUUGACUUAAUA
Molecule: messenger RNA, 1656 nt
Organism: Lycium barbarum (goji berry)
Lineage: Eukaryota; Viridiplantae; Streptophyta; Magnoliopsida; Solanales; Solanaceae
Product: probable receptor-like protein kinase At2g42960
Exons: 2
Coding region: 858-1310 (150 amino acids)
Biological process (GO): protein phosphorylation
Molecular function (GO): protein kinase activity; ATP binding
Source: RefSeq, a predicted model, not a curated record